Messenger RNA from Ambispora leptoticha, 1737 nucleotides. NCBI's taxonomy places the organism in Eukaryota, Fungi, Glomeromycota, Glomeromycetes, Archaeosporales, Ambisporaceae. The record is from the annotation of a GenBank genome assembly.
AUGGCAGCUCAAUCUCAAGUAAAUCCCGUCGCUACCGAAAAAUUAUCGCAUGACGCAUUUAUUGAUUCUCCGACAAUUAAUAAACCAAAAAUUCUCAACGAAAAAAUCGAGAAUCAAUGGACUCCCAACGUCGACACUUAUAUCAAAGAUUUACGCAUCAUUCCGGAACAUAAAUUUACCGUGACCACACUUUUCCCCCCGCUUACAUAUGUUGUGUAUUUUCAUCGUGCCAUCAGAGAUUUAGUGUUGACGGUGUUGUUCAAUUGGUCGAUGCCGUUCCUUCAUCCUUUAAACUUUUUGGUGAUGGUUACGGUAUUUCCGGCUAUCGUUAUUGUAUUGGUGGUGCUUGAAGCGGUUUUGCGUAUUUCAUAUAGUCUUGGAUUUGGAUACGUAUUGAAGGGCAUAUCGAAGAAAUGGGGUGAUGGUUUAAGCCCUGUCAAUUGGUCGAAUCCAACAAUAUUUUCGGAUGAUAAAGUAAAUAAAAUUGUAAAAGUUGGAAUAGCAAGACUCGCUCGGCCAUUGGCCCCGGCUGUAGAAACAGUAGCAGAAACCACCAACAGAGGUACCACCAACGUUAAACAAACGCGUGAAUUCAAUCUCGACAUCGCCGAAACUCUUUUACUCAUGUCAGCUAUUAUCUAUGAAAGAGACGAUCUUAAAGUUCACGAAGCUCGAAAAUUAGCCUUAGAACGGGACACGAUAAAACGUGAUGAUGCAAUUUACAAUAAAUUGCGUGAUAGCGAAAAAAGAAUUCAUGAACAAGCGGAUAUUUGGAAUCUCAAAUUUACACGCUUGUCAGAAUUAAAUUCUCUUGGCGGGCCUUUCGCCGGAAUGUUCUGGUCUGACGAGCAUAAUUUUAUUGUAGUGGUGUUCAAAGGAACUACACCGACCGAUUUUGAGGACUUUUUGGUUGAUGCGAUGAUUCAGCGUGUUGAUGCGAGGCCGUAUGUUUUUGGUGAAGUCCACGAAGGUUUCUACACGUCACUUUUCCCAGAAACCGAUCGCAUAACUCCACGUGGGCACGCUUCUAGUCCAUAUAUAACUAUUAUAAAAAAAAUUCGUGAGAAAGCUGCUAGAAUUCGAGAAAGAAAUGCUCAGCUUUCACCACCAAUUCAUGCACCCGUAAAUCUUUGGGUCACCGGCCAUUCAUUAGGAGCAGCACUCAGCACAUUAUUCUACUCUCGUUUGUUGAAUUCACCUGCUGAUCUUGGUCCAAACUGCAUUCUCAGAGACGGGUAUCUAUUUGGAACACCGGCUAUUGGUGAUGCUGAUUUCGCAGCAGAAUACGCAGCCAUUAGUAACACUCCAUUCGACCGACAAAACACAUUAUGGCGUAUUAUUGAUGAUACUGAUAUCAUUACAAAGCUUCCACUCGGAUUUGAAGACCCAUCAGUUCUUCGCUUCUCCGACAAAUUCAGUGUUUUCAAUUAUGCGCAUGUUGGUGAAGGAAUUAGAUUCUUCCAAGAUGGCAGACCACCCGUGAGUACUUGGAGCUUGUUUAAAGACUCUCGAGCUGUGGUAUGUGAUGAAACGUGGCAUAGCAGAAAAGAUGCAUUCCCAAAAUACGAGCACAAACUCGGCAGUCCGUUGAUGUGGGUAGAGAAGCUGUUGCCCACAUUCUUUAGAAAUCAUGUCCCUAUUCGAUAUUUUGAAGCGAUGGAACGGGCGCGUGUCUAUUUCGAUGACGAUGACGACGACAACGAUGACAAUGGUAAAAAGGUUAAUGUAGAAAAUUGA